AUGGCUGAGCCAACGAACGAUCAAGCUCCCUUGGGGCCUGGAGCUGCCUCAGCUCUGGACACGACCAACAAGUUUCAGGCCGCCAUCUCAGCAUGGAGGAACAUCGACAUGACUACCCUGGUCUCCGGCCUCGACAAUACGGCGUCCGAAAUCGUGACAUACCAGCGGGAUUCAACUGUCCAGAGGAAGGACUUGGCCCAAAAGACUAAGGACUUCAGGAAAUUGGACGAUGCCACCAAGCUGUCUGAGAUAAAGGGACUGUUGAAAGCGUACCAAGGAUUCAUCGAUCUGUUGACGAACCACUCCAAGUCGGUGAACUCUGCGUUUCUCCAUGCCUACACGUCGCUCUCCGAUGCACCAGACCCGUACCCUCUACUCGAAGCGGCCGUCGACUCCAUGCUUGUAUCCGAGGAGACCCUACCGAAAGUCACGGAAGAGAACCAGCGUCUGCAGGGCUCCGUGGCGGAGCUCACGUCGCAGCUAGAAGAUACAGAGUCGAGGUUGCAAUCGGAAAGAGAGGCUCGGAAACAGCUAGAGGAAAAUCUUGAAAGCAAGGUGAAGGAAGUGGAGUCGUCCUGGAUCGCAGUGCUGGACGAGAAGAAGGACAAUUGGGCAGCAAAGGAGAAGACCCUGGAAGACAAGGUCGACAACCAGGAGCGCCUGCUCAAUGAGGUCAAGGCCAGCUAUGAGGUCAACCAACGCCUUGGGAAGUCUGAAGAUGACGAGGACGAACCGAGGGGCCAUGUCACAAGCGCCGAGCUUGAGAUGGUGCACUCGGAUCUGGAACGAACGAGCAUGAGGCUGGCGGAGGUCGAGGCGCGCAACGAACACAUGCGACUUGAGCUUGCGCAGUCCAAGUCACAGGUACCUAGCCAACAAACCACAUCUCUGGAGGACGAUCCGGGUUACAUGCGCAUGAGAUCCGAGAACUCGUCUCUGAUACGGAAACUGGAUGCCUCGAGGGUAGAAAAGGAGUCCUUGAAGCGAGAUCUGGAUGCGAAGCUGCGCACGCUCGAAAGGGAGGUGAGCUCGUUGAAGGAAGAUCGGGACUCGUUGAAGGCGAAGGUGCAGAAAUGGGGCGACUACGACGAUAUCAAGCAAGAACUAGAAGUGCUCAAGAGCAUCGAGUUUUCAACGGGAGAUGAUGAUGAGACCAAGGAUCUUAUAGACGACCAGAACGGCGACGCCGCGAAAGGCAAGGGCGAUACCCUAGAGCAGCUUCUAUUGGCACGGAACAAGAAGCUGAGCGAGGAACUGACGAUACUACGGGUGUCUCACCAGGACCUGCAGGGCAGACUAUCAGACCUGUCGGAAGAAAUGUCCCGGACCAACGCGGAGCUCGAGAAGUCUCAAAACCUGAACGAGAAGUUGGAGAACGACCUCGCCAACAUCCAGUCGGAGCAUGCCAAUGCUUUCCCAUCAGGAGCAUCCGUGGCGGGCACAUACGUGAGCAGAUACGCGCCAUCCAUGGCUCCGGGACGCAGGACGGCUUCAACCCGCGAGACUCGGGCGGUGAGCCCAUGGGGCGGGGGAUCAGGGAUUCUCCCCAUGAUCACGGCGCAAAGGGAUCGCUUCAAGAAGCGCAACGCCCAGCUGGAACAAGAGCUUUCCGAGUCCCACCGCAGCGUCUCCCAGCUUCGGCAGGAGAUCGCAGCGCUCCAGAAGGACAAUCUCAACCUCUACGAGAAGACUCGCUACGUGUCGUCCUACAACCGCAGCAGCAACAGCACCGCCGCGGUGACCUCAUCCUCUUCGUAUGCCAGCAACCCCAACCCCUCGACAGUGACCAUCGGAGGAAGCGGCGGGUCCGGCGGAAUGGACCGGUACCGCGCAGCCUACGAAUCGAACAUCAGCCCGUUCGCGGCGUUCCGCGGGAGGGAGUCAGCGCGAGCGUACAAGCGCAUGAGCUUCCCGGAGAGGGUGGUGUACUCGGUGACGAGGAUGGUGCUGGCGUCCAGGACGAGCAGGAACCUGUUCGCGGCGUACUGUGUCGCGUUGCACCUGUUGGUUUUCUUCUCGCUGUACUGGAUGGGCUCAACGGAUGUGGACCAGCAGGCCACCAACUUCGGGCAGACGGCGGCCGCCGCCGCGGUCGCUGCUGGUGGGAGUGGCGGCGGGAGUGUUGGUGGGUCUGGCGGGACAGGGCAUGGGAAUUGGAAGGAGGGUGCUUUUGAUGAUAAGUCAUGA
Molecule: messenger RNA, 2187 nt
Organism: Diaporthe citri
Lineage: Eukaryota; Fungi; Ascomycota; Sordariomycetes; Diaporthales; Diaporthaceae
Exons: 4
Coding region: 1-2187 (728 amino acids)
Biological process (GO): intra-Golgi vesicle-mediated transport
Cellular component (GO): Golgi membrane
Source: RefSeq, a predicted model, not a curated record